AUGGCCCCCGCGGCCAAGAAGACACAGCAGCCCGCCGUGUGCCACGGGCACUCGCGUCCGAUCGUGGAGGUGAACUAUAGCCGUGUGACCCCGGAUGGAUACUUCCUAGUGAGUGCGAGCAAGGAUGGUCAGCCCAUGCUGCGUGAUGGCCCCACUGGCGACUGGAUUGGCACGUUCAUCGGCCACAAGGGCGCCGUUUGGUCGUGCGCGCUCGACCCGACCGCGACGCUCGCGGCCACCGCGUCGGCCGACUUCUCCGCCAAGGUUUGGGACGCCCUGACCGGCACGGAGAAGCUGUCCUUCCAGCACGGCCACAUCGUGCGCUGCUGCAGCUUCGCCGACAGCAGCACGCGCCUCGCGACCGGAGGCAUGGAGAAGCUGGUGCGCAUCUACGACCUGGAGCGCCCUGACGCGGCCCCGCAGCAGCUAUCCGGCGCCGCGAAGGGCAUCCGCAACGUGGUGUGGGUGCACGGCGACUCGCUGGUGCUCACGACACAGCAGGACACGCCGGGGCUGGACGUCUGGGACGUGAGGAGCGGCAGCAUUGUGCAGACGCUGGCGACGGAGGCCCCAGUCACAUCCGUUGAGCUGACCUUUGACGGGCGCUUCCUCACGACCACCGACGGCGCAACCAUCCGCUUCUGGGACGUGGGCGCCCUGCGCGAGGCCAAGCAGCACAAGGCGGCCUACCCUGUGGAGGCGGCCAGCUACUGCCCGGCCAAGGGGCGCUUCGCGUGCGGCGGCGGCGACAUGUGGGUGCAUCUCCACUCAUACGACGACGGGUCCGAGCUGGAGGUCUGCAAGGGGCACCAUGGGCCAGUGCACACCAUCCGGUUUGGGCCGGAGGGCAAGGAGUACGCCUCGACGGACUUUGCCGCCACGUGA
This is a messenger RNA of Monoraphidium neglectum, 885 nucleotides long. Its product is annotated as serine-threonine kinase receptor-associated protein. Gene Ontology annotation, molecular function: RNA binding; protein binding. Gene Ontology annotation, cellular component: SMN complex. The record is from RefSeq and is a predicted model, not a curated record. Gene Ontology annotation, biological process: spliceosomal snRNP assembly. NCBI's taxonomy places the organism in Eukaryota, Viridiplantae, Chlorophyta, Chlorophyceae, Sphaeropleales, Selenastraceae. The coding region runs from base 1 to 885 and encodes 294 amino acids. The transcript is spliced from 6 exons.